GGUCAGGCGCGAGGACCCCGGCGCCGCCACGGCUCGCCCCGUCCCCUCGGCGGACCCCCGUUCCGGCUCUCUAGGUCUGGAAGGGCGCACAGGGAAGGGAUGCGGGCAGCCCCGAAGGUGGAGGCCUGGGGAGCCGAGAAGGGAAGACCUGGGGCUAUGGUACAGAUAUCCAUGAGCCGGUCCCAGGGAGCCCUGCUGGGCCUGGGCCUGCUGCUCACGCUGCUGCUGUACGUGGGGCUGCCAGGCCCCCCGGAGCAGACUUCUGGGCUCGGGGGACAACCCAACGUCACAGUCCUGGCUGGCCUCACCCCUGGCAGCUCCCCCAUCUUUUACCGUGAGGUGCUCCCACUCCACCGAGCACACAGGGUGGACGUGGUACUGCUCCACGGGAAGGCCUUCAGCUCCCACACGUGGGAGGAGCUGGGCACCCUGCAGCUGCUGUCGCAGAGGGGCUACCGGGCUGUGGCCAUUGACCUUCCAGGUUUUGGGAACUCAGCACCUUCAAAGGAGGCGAGCACAGAGGCAGGCCGGGCCGAGCUGCUGGAGCGGGUGCUGCGGGACCUGGAGGUGAAGGAUGCCGUGCUGGUGAGCCCCUCGCUGAGUGGCCACUAUGCCCUGCCCUUCCUGAUGCGAGGCCACCGCCAGCUACGUGGAUUCGUGCCCAUCGCACCCACUUCCACCGAGCGCUACACCCAAGAGCAGUUCCGGGCUGUGAAGACUCCAACCCUCAUCCUCUACGGGGAGCUGGACCACAACCUGGCUCGAGAGUCACUGCGGCAGCUCCGCCACCUGCCCAACCACACCGUGGUGAAGCUGCGCGCCGCGGGCCACGCCUGCUACCUCCAGAAGCCGCAAGACUUCCACCUCGCCCUCCUUGCCUUCCUCGACCAUCUGCCCUGAACUGACCCACUGCUCAGGGCCCGGGUCUGGCCCAACUCGAAGGGUCUGGAUCCCUCAUCCCACCAGGGAAGGAGCCCCUGGAUCACAGGGCACAGAGAUCAGAGGGGCAGAUCCGGCCAGAACCUUUUGUCUAUUUCACAGGCACAAUUUUUUUUUAAAAAAAGUAUAUUUGUCUUUCCUGGGUGGUGACAGUUUCAUUUUUUGGUGUGUUUCAGGAGAGGCAAGAGUGGGAGGCAAGUCUGGGUCUGUUUGGGGGCUGGAGGGGGCGCUUCAGCAGCCUGGGAGGCUAAGGAUGCAACACUUCCUAGCUUCUCCCCUUAGCACUGUGCCUCCGUUUCCUCAUCUGUAAAAUGGGCAUGAUGGUGACACCUGGCUUAGAGGGUGGUUGUAGGACUGAAUGGGUACGUGGGACACUUGGUUACACACUUGGCUGGAGGAAUUGGGGGUGGGUAGGUAACAGCUAAUGUGUGACCACUGGGAGUGAUGGGAAAUCCGGAGUCUACAGUUGUGGGGGUCAGGAGUGGAUGGGGACCAGGGUUUAGGAACUAACACAGCACUGUUGGGGGCUGGCGCUGUGGUAGGGCAGGUAGGGCCACCGUCUGCAUCGCUGGCAUCCAUGUGGGUGCCAGUUUGAGUCCUGGCUGCUCCACUUCCUAUCCAGCUCCCUGCCGAUGGCCUGGGAAAGGCAGUAGAAGAUGGCCCGAGUGCUUGGGCUCCUGCACCCAUGGGGGAGGCCCAGCGAAGCUCCUGGCUCCUGGCUUUGACCCGGCUCAGCCCUAGCAGAUGUGGCCACUUGAGGAGUGAACCAGCAGGUGGAAGACCUCUCUCCUCUCUGGCACUGUGCGCUAUCACUCUCUCAUAUAUAUAAAUAUAUAUAACUGACAUUCAAAUAAAUAACUAAACCUUAAAAAAAUAAAAUACU
This is a messenger RNA of Lepus europaeus (European hare), 1822 nucleotides long. It is a transcript of the gene ABHD14A, whose product is annotated as abhydrolase domain containing 14A. Gene Ontology annotation, cellular component: cytoplasm. The transcript has 5 exons. NCBI's taxonomy places the organism in Eukaryota, Metazoa, Chordata, Mammalia, Lagomorpha, Leporidae. Bases 100 to 900 code for a protein of 266 amino acids. The record is from RefSeq and is a predicted model, not a curated record.